CCUUCACUUUCUUUAGCUCCUUCCUCAGCUCACUUGGUAAUUGCAUUCAGCCUCUCCUUCGACCAGUUUCACCGCCGUACCCGAGAAAAAUGGCAGCCGAGAUGGCCCUUGUGAAACCCAUCUCCGCCUUCGGCAGCCGAAGGAGAACAUUUUCUUUCUCAAAAUUCACCACCAUUAGAAUUUCAGCGGCUGCAAAUCCUACCAGCAUUCCAAAACCAAAGCCAAGCAAGAAAGCUAACAAGACUGCAAUCAAAGAAACCCUCUUGACACCAAGAUUCUACACCACUGAUUUUGAUGAAAUGGAGACCCUAUUCAACACUGAGAUCAACAAAAAGCUUAACCAGUCUGAGUUUGAAGCUCUUCUGCAAGAAUUCAAGACUGACUACAACCAGACCCACUUUGUGAGGAACAAGGAGUUCAAGGAAGCUGCUGAUAAGAUGGAAGGCCCUUUGAGAACUAUCUUUGUUGAGUUCUUGGAGAGGUCAUGCACUGCUGAGUUCUCUGGCUUCCUUCUCUACAAAGAGCUUGGAAGGAGGCUCAAGAAAACCAAUCCAGUGGUUGCAGAGAUUUUCUCUCUAAUGUCCAGGGAUGAAGCCAGGCAUGCUGGAUUUUUGAACAAGGGUUUGUCUGAUUUCAAUCUGGCAUUGGACUUGGGAUUCCUGACAAAGGCUAGGAAGUACACAUUUUUCAAGCCAAAAUUCAUUUUCUAUGCUACAUAUUUAUCUGAGAAAAUUGGGUACUGGAGAUAUAUUACUAUUUACAGACAUCUCAAAGCGAAUCCUGAGUACCAGUGUUAUCCCAUUUUCAAGUACUUUGAGAAUUGGUGCCAAGAUGAGAACAGGCAUGGUGAUUUCUUCUCUGCAUUGAUGAAGGCACAGCCUCAAUUUCUCAAUGACUGGAAAGCUAAGCUGUGGUCUCGAUUCUUCUGCUUAUCGGUGUAUGUGACAAUGUACCUCAAUGAUUGCCAGAGAACAGCUUUCUAUGAAGGCAUUGGAUUGGACACCAAAGAAUUUGACAUGCAUGUUAUCAUUGAGACAAACCGUACGACAGCAAGAAUUUUCCCAGCAGUGCUGGAUGUUGAGAACCCAGAAUUCAAGAGAAAGUUGGACCGUAUGGUGGAAAUUAACGAGAAGUUGGUUGCUGUUGGGGAAACCCAAGACAAUUCAUUGGUGAAGAACUUGAAGAGGAUUCCACUUGUUGCAGCAUUGGUUUCUGAAAUCUUGGCUGCAUAUCUGAUGCCACCAAUUGAAUCUGGUUCUGUAGAUUUUUCAGAGUUUGAACCACAACUGCUUUACUGAUAAGUUUUCCUUUUGUUUCUCAUGUAAUAUUCAUCAUAUAAAUCUGAGGAAACAUUUUCAUCAA
This is a messenger RNA of Manihot esculenta (cassava), 1362 nucleotides long. Its product is annotated as magnesium-protoporphyrin IX monomethyl ester [oxidative] cyclase, chloroplastic. Gene Ontology annotation, molecular function: metal ion binding; magnesium-protoporphyrin IX monomethyl ester (oxidative) cyclase activity. Bases 90 to 1298 code for a protein of 402 amino acids. Gene Ontology annotation, biological process: chlorophyll biosynthetic process; photosynthesis. Lineage: Eukaryota; Viridiplantae; Streptophyta; Magnoliopsida; Malpighiales; Euphorbiaceae. The transcript is spliced from 5 exons. The record is from RefSeq and is a predicted model, not a curated record. Gene Ontology annotation, cellular component: chloroplast thylakoid membrane.